AUGGUCAAGGUCACAAUGUCUAUAAAGAUGAUUCUGGCCACGUGCUUCUUCGCUGCAACAGCUUUAGCUGAAAAUGUCAACUUUCUCAACCUCUGCGAUUACGAGAUUCAAUUGUUUCACAGUCAAUCGGCCGCGGCCGUGUCUUUAGAAGCCAACAUUCCUACUGGCGGCAAACAUUCCUCGACCGUCACGGGUUCCGCGCACAUGUUUCGCCAUACGUCGAACCCGUCCUCAACUUUGUUUGAAAUCUCAAUUGCCGACUCGAUUUUCUACGACAUUAGCAUCAUUGUGACAAAUCCGGGCUAUUGUGAUGACUACGACGUAUGCAAGGGAAAAAAUGGGACCAAGCCUGGUUUUAACGUCCCCAUGUCAGUCGUACCGACGAGUAAUGGAAACAAGGACACGUGCUCGUCACUCUUUUGUGCUGGAGAUGACAAGACUUUGUGUGCUGAUGCGUACUUGUUUCCGAUGGACAACACCAAGACACACAGUUGUCCAUGUGGUACUUCAUUUGACGUGACCUUUUGCCAUGUCAAUGGCGACAACAACAAUGGGGGCCAUGGCAACCACGAACAGCAGGAGCAGAAGGAGCUGCCUACGAUACCGUCGGGUGCAAACCCAGACCAGCAGCCAAGUAAGUUGGUGGAAAAUCCAAUCCAGCAGGAGGGAGGAGAUACGACGCUGCCAAUGGACAAUGUGGAUAACGUUUCGAAAAAGAAUCCACUCCAGAGCACAAAUGGGGAUGUUAGUCCAAUUGUUCAGGAUGAUGUUUCGAUUGUGGCGGGACCUAUUGAUGUCAGGGCAAAGUACACGUACUCUGGUGAGUGUGCCGGAAACGUUCCGGGUACGUACGAUGCUGUGGUUGAUCUACCUACAUGCACCAAGAAAUCAGUAGAGGUGAAUUCGCGUGUUGGGCCUUUGGGAAGCAGCAGUGUGUCCUUGGUUUUACGUGGACCAAUGUCUGUCCUGAACAUUGCUGUGUUUACUAGCAAUGGUGCCUAUGAUCCGUUAAAACGAGUAUCUUCCUACUCGAGUGCCGAACAAACGACCGACAAUUUGGUAUUUAUGAGCAAUGUGGGCGUCGACUAUAGUGGCAAGGGCCAAUACGGGCCGCAGUCGUAUGUUUCACCCGAUGGCAAGAAGGCUACCACUAUGGCAACGGUGUUUAAUGGAAUACUUGACGAUGCUUCGGACCCGUCCACGGUUGGUGGUGGACCUAGUAUCACAACGGCUACGGAGAUUAAUAUCCUGGCUGGAGAGAAGUGCACUAAAGAGACCUGCGAAGGUUACUUUGGUGAUAACGACCACGCGGGUUGGAAAGGCAGUCUAAUGGUUUUUGUGACGGAAGUCAUAAUGUUCAAAGGACCAACUGUUGACAGACCUGCUCUUUGGAUGCUCCCCGCUUCAGUUAUGCACUCGGGUCAGUAUGGUUGUAACUGCCGUGGCAUGGGCCCCAAGGGUGGCUGUGGUGAGCUUGACAUUGCUGAGGUAAUUGAAACCAACCUUCAGGGUGACAAGUUGUCGACGCACCAUUACUUCUUCAAUGGUAAGGUUCUCUGCCCUGGCGGCGACAACUUUUUUGAUCGCAAAUACAACGAAUCGACCACAUUCAUUACGAUUAUCGACGACGCGAACGCCAUGAUCAAGAUCGUUGAAGUCGCUACGUUUGAUUUCCAUCUUUUGGAAUUGGGCUCGCUGUACGAUCAAUUGUUGACAUGCUAA
This is a messenger RNA of Peronospora farinosa, 1722 nucleotides long. The record is from the annotation of a GenBank genome assembly. NCBI's taxonomy places the organism in Eukaryota, Oomycota, Peronosporomycetes, Peronosporales, Peronosporaceae.